This is a messenger RNA of Medicago truncatula (barrel medic), 2622 nucleotides long. RefSeq lists its product as uncharacterized. The record is from RefSeq and is a predicted model, not a curated record. The coding region runs from base 644 to 1879 and encodes 411 amino acids. NCBI's taxonomy places the organism in Eukaryota, Viridiplantae, Streptophyta, Magnoliopsida, Fabales, Fabaceae. Gene Ontology annotation, molecular function: RNA nuclease activity. The transcript is spliced from 2 exons.
AAAAGUGUUUUGGGAACUAAAAAAGUGAAAGAGCUAAAAAUGAGUUUUGCUUUUCUAUUUUUAGUUUUGAGUUUUUAAAAUAUAGAAAAAAAGAAGAAAAGAGAAAACACGGAGAAGUUGCAGUUUUCUCCAAUGGCAUAGUUGUAAAUAGGUUUGAAGUCCAAGGGCAUUUUCAUUUUUUUAUCAAAAAAAAUUUGGAUCAGAAAAUUUCGUUCUCAUUUGACAAAACACGACCGUGAGAACACAGAGAAACGAAAAUGGCGAUCUCCACCACGAUCUCCGCCGUGAUUCUCUUUGAUCUCCACCGUUCUCCGCCGUGAUUCUUCUUCGAUCUCCGCCGCUAUUCUUCUUCGAUCUCCGCCGUGCUUUUUUCAGGUACAUCCCAAAGCUGCACAGUUUCAAAAGAAAGGGUGUGACCAUUAUAAGUUGUUGGAAAUCAAAUUCAACAAAAAUAAUGCCACCGGAGUACUUCAUCAUUCAUUUGCCCAAGACCCACCAAACAUGGAUGAAGAUAACGAGCUGAUAGGUACAGGGAUAGGAGUGCAGACGCUACUUCGCGUGUAACUUUGGAUUGUUCUCUUACCAAGUGUGUGGCUGCUCUUGAUGAACUAUAAGACAUUUCAAAUGUUUAUCGCCAUGUCUAAUGAGAGGAAGCGUGGAUGGGUACUUAGGCUCUAAGGAUAUAACUUGUAUUUGUUUAGGUUCUAGUGAUGAGACAUACAUACUUAGUUUUUCACUUUUCAGUUUUGGAUCUCAACUUAGAGUAAAGAAAAGAGGUCAAUUUAUUUUUUCAUUAUUUAUGCUUUCAAUCCUCAAGUUCCGUGGAAUCUUCUACACAAUAAAAGCCACUUCCUUCAGACACUGUCAUUCUUGGGGCCACAACAGGAUUUUUAUUUCCGAUAAAAAUCCGAAUGAGAAGCUAUGUAGAGUAGGGCUGUUCUGGGAUUUAGACAACAAACCACCCAAUUCUAUCCCACCUUAUGAAGUUGCCAAUAAGCUCAGAAUAGCUGCAGCUUCUUUUGGAGUUGUUCGACAUAUGGUGGCGUAUGCAAAUAGCCACACUUUUAGCAAUGUUCCCCACAUUGUUCGUGAGAGGAGGAAAGAACGGGAACUGUUGUAUCGUUUGGAGGAUAAGGGUGUGAUUAAGCGUAAUGAGCCUCAUGUUUGUCGUGUUUGUGGUAGGAAAUUUUACACGAAUGAAAAGCUUGUUAACCAUUUCAAGCAAUUGCAUGAGCGUGAGCAUGCGAAAAGGUUGAAUCGGAUAGAGUCGGCUAGAGGGAGUAGGAAGGUGAAAUUGGUGGGUCAGUAUGCUAUGAAAAUGGAAAAGUAUAAGAAGGCUGCAAGUGCUGUUUUGACUCCUAAAGUUGGGUAUGGUUUGGCUGAUGAGCUGAAACGGGCAGGGUUUUGGGUUCAAACUGUGUUAGAUAGGCCGCAAGCUGCGGAUAUUGCAUUGCAAAAGCAUAUGGUGGAUAUGAUGGAUCAUAGGCGGGUUGAGUGUUUGGUUCUUGUAUCGGAUGAUUCUGAUUUUGUCGAUGUUAUAAAGGAAGCAAAGCUACGGUGUCUCAAGACUGUUGUUAUUGGGGAUUUUAGUAGUGAUGGAGUCUUGAAAAGGACUGCCGAUACUGCUUUUUCUUGGGAGGAAAUUUUGAUGGGGAAGGCGAAGAAGGAGGCUGUAUCGGUUGUGGAAAACUGGAAAGAUCGUGAUAUAUUGAAAAGGUUGGAGUGGACAUAUAACCCAGAAGUGGAUAAAAAGAAACUCAACUUGGAUGAUGUAGUUCCUGAAACAUCUGGAGAUGAUGAUAUUGAUGAUGACUACAAGGAUGACAGAGGUCCUUGGUGGAAAUUAGACUCCGAUGAUAAUGGUGUUGCAAAUCGAUAAUCUCAGAAAACAAUCCAUCUUAUCUGUGAAGCUCACUUAACCAUUAGAUCUUCAACUUAACACAGAUUUGUGUGUACAGAAAUGGCAUGUUUGGUCCUCAAAUUUGUGAGGUAACAUUGUAACUCAAAAGAAUGGUUGUCAUGACUUUGAAAAUGAGAUUGAUUACUGCUAUCUCUCUUUUGCUUCCUAGUCUUAAGUAUGUUUUGUGUUUGUCUUGUUUUGCUUAGUCAUGUGACAUGUCAUGCAGCAACAUCUAUUUUUACUUGUUUAUUCAGGAACCAGAACUUAUAGGUUGCAGUGAAAUAUAUUGUGGCACAGUGCUCGUAUAUGUUUAUACAUUGUAAUUGUAAUGUAAUAGAACCAUGCAUCCUCGUUUUUAAGGGUAUGUUUAGAUGAAGGAUUUUGGAGAUCUAAGUCUAUACUUUGGAUAUACAAAUGAUCAUAUAAUAUUUCAAUCACACACGUAAUUCAUUUUUAGAAACAUUUUAUAGCUUCCUUAAUUUAAAAAAGAAAAAUAAGUCAUCCCCUCUAAUGUCGGAUUUGGGGUACAUUGGUGUGUCUUUAUAAAUGUUCCGCUAAGUUGAUAUUGAUUUUUGUUUUGAUUAUUAUGCCUAUAUUUGUGUUGGGGUGGGCAUAUCCUGAACAUUGUUUGAGAGUGAGAACACAAAGGAGGGAGAAGGAAAUCUCUACAUUUUUAUAUGACCAACUAAUAUUACUACAUAAUUAACAAAAAAAAAAAAAAA